CUGUGGCUAUCGUAUGGCGUUGUCAACAAACGCUGCCUUUCCUCGUCGACAUCGUCUAUAAAAAAAAAUAAAACGCAACUUAUCACGCUACUAACGGAUUUAAAGUUAUCUAACGGGGAACAUUUCUGUUAUUCAGCACUCCUUUCGACUCAAGUUACCUACCAGUGAUCAAAAUGGGCCGGAUCUUCUUGGAUCACAUUGGUGGCACUCGCCUCUUCUCUUGCGCCAACUGUGACACUAUUCUGACCAACAGAGCAGAGCUGAUCUCCACACGCUUCACUGGAGCCACAGGCCGGGCCUUCCUCUUCAACAAGGUUGUCAAUCUCCAGCACAGCGAGGUUCAAGACAGGGUCAUGCUGACGGGAAGACACAUGGUACGGGACGUCAGCUGCAAGAACUGCAACAGCAAGCUCGGGUGGAUGUACGAGUUUGCUACGGAGGAAAGCCAGCGUUACAAGGAGGGCCGAGUCAUCCUGGAGAGGGCGCUAGUGAGGGAGAGCGAGGGUUUCGAGCACGUACCCACAGACACCUCUUGAAAAGUAUUGCGGGGUGUUAGCCUUACAGUCGCUCAAAGUCCGCACGUACCACAGCUCUGCCUCCGACCGCAGUGCACCGACUUGCAUAUAAAGGGGGAGUCCCGACAACGCCGAAAUAUCACAGUUUAAACAAGAAAAGUGUGUAACAACAUUGCUUCCAUUUCUCUUUAAACUGCCUUGAAUGUCAUUGUGUUCACUGGCUGUGAUGUUGAAUAUGGUGCCAUAGAAUCAGGAUGGAGGGAUGGGUUGCAUACUCGCUUUGGCCAGUUUAGACUGUUCAGUCUAAUGAAGUGAGGGGAAGAUUAUCAUUUAUGCAACAUUCUUUCAGUGUGUUGCCAGGCUUGAAACUAUUUAAUUUUCAUACAUAAAAUAUGUUAACUAUUAUUGAUUGGUUUUAUACAUACAUACACACAGGAUGAUUAGUACAUUUUUGUUGCAAGGGUUAAAGCUUUCCAGCUGAUAUUUGAACUGUUAACUCUUUUGGCGCAGUGCAUCCAGAAAGUAUUCACAAUGCUUCACUUUUCCCACAUUUUGUAAUGUUACAGCCUUUUUCCAAAUUGGAAAUCUGUUUUUGUUCUCAAAAUUCUACACACAAUAACCCUAAGGAACAGUGUGAAACGUUUUAAAAAAUUGUGAAUGUACAUAAGUACAACAUUUGCUCAACAGCCCUUUUGGCAGCAAUUACUGCCUUACGUAUAUUUGAAUACGAUGCCACCCAUCGACACCUAUCUCUGGGCAGUUUCACCCAUUCCUCUUUGCAGCCCCUCAAGAUCCAUCACGUUGGAUGAAAAGUGUUGGUUGUAAUCCAGGAUGUCUCUGUACAUUAAUGCAUUCAUCUUUCCCUCUAUCCUGACUAGUCUCCCAGUUCCUGCUGCCGAAAAACAUCCCCACAGCAUGAUGCUGCCACCACAAUCCUUCACUGUAGGAAUGGUAUUGGCCUGGUGAUGAGCCGUGCCUGCUUUCCUCCAAACAUGACUGGCUUUCACGCCAAAUAGUUUAAUAUUUGUCUCAUCAGACCAGAUAGUUUUGUUUCUCAUGGUAAAGAGUAUUUCACUUUUUUUUUUUUUUUUUACAAAGAAAUGGCUUUCGUUUAGCUACUCUACCAUACAGGUCUGAUUGGUGGUUUGCUGCAGAGAUGAUGUUCUCCUCUCUCCACAGAGGACGUUUGUAGUUUUGACAGAGUGACCAUCUGGUUCUUGGUCACCUCCCUGACUAGACUAAAAUGAAUGCAGCAAUGUUCAGAGACCAUCCAUCCAUCCAUUUUCUACCGCUUGUCCCUUUUUUUGGGGUCGCAGGGGGUGCUGGAGCCUAUCUCAGCUGCAUUCGGGUGGAAGGCGGGGUACACCCUGGACAAGUCGCCACCUCAUCACAGGGCCAACACAGAUAGACAGACAACAUUCACACACGAGGGCCAAUUUAGUGUUGCCAAUCAACCUAUCCCCAGGUGCAUGUUUUUGGAGGUGGGAGUCACGGGGAGAACAUGCAAACUCCACACAGAAAGAUCCCGAGCCCGGGAUUGAACUCAGGACUACUCAGGACCUUCGUAUUGUGUACAGAGACAUCCUUGAUGAAAACCAAUGCUUCACAUUCAACCCGAUGGCGCUUGAGAAGUGCUGCAAAGAAGAAUGAGUGUUACUGGCCAAAGAUCGGUGUGCCAAGCUUGUGGCAUCGUAUUAAAAAAGACUAGAGACUGUAAUUGCCGCCAAAGGUGAAUCGACAAGUAUUGAGCAUAUGGUUUUUUAGUACGUUAAAUUAGAAAAGUUAUUUUUGGGAUCUGAGCCGAGGAUGUCGUUGUGGCUUGUGCAGCCCUUUGAGACACUCGUGAUUUAGGGCUAUAUAAGUAAACAUUGAUAUUUCAAAAAACCUUUUCACGUUGUCAUUGUGGGGUAUUGUGUGUAGAAUUUUGAGGAUUUUAUUUUCUAUUUUGGAAUGAGGUUAUAACAUAAUAGAUGGAUGGAUGUGAAAAAUAGUGAAUACUGUGAAUACUUAGCGGAUGCACUGUAAAUGUAGUUAAUGUAACACUUGAAAAAAUACAUAGUCUUCAUGUAGAUGUGUUCUUUGGCGCAUGUUGUACCUCAAUCACUGAAAAACAGUAAACUAUUGUCGUUAUCAAUAAAAUCAUGUAUUCAAAAUUACAUUUGUACUCUUUGAAUUCCACGCUUAUUUUGAAUGUUGGCCGGGGGCUGGUGGGCAGCCUAGGACUGAGUCGGCUCCAUCAGGCGCUUUGUUGGGUCUGUUCCAGUCUCUGGACGCCCAGCGGAUGUUGGUGUGGAGCAUCGCGGAGGCAUUAGGAUGGUGUUUUUGUUUUGUCGUUUGUCUCUGCAUGGUGCCGUCGUAUGUGCGCAACAUGUACAAUAAUGUUUUUCUCAUUUUUUGGUUUUUUUCCAUAUUUAUAGUUUUUCAUUGCGUUUGACUUUUGUGGCUGUAUGUAGAAAUGGCGCCAAGUUGCAGAUUCUUAUGUUUACCUCCUUAAUUUUACAUGUUUUGCCUUUGUGGACUAUUUUGGGCCUGCACUGAAACCACGUGGUUUUGAUGCGCGCCUUAAUUUUACAAUUGAGC
Entelurus aequoreus (snake pipefish) is the source of this 3095-nucleotide messenger RNA. Its product is annotated as protein yippee-like 5. The transcript is spliced from 3 exons. The coding region runs from base 174 to 536 and encodes 120 amino acids. Lineage: Eukaryota; Metazoa; Chordata; Actinopteri; Syngnathiformes; Syngnathidae. The record is from RefSeq and is a predicted model, not a curated record.